AAUAUGGCACAAAAUAAUAGUAUCCUAUGCCCUCUCUCUCCCUUUCCUUUUCAAGCUUUUUCAGUUACUUCAAUACAAUCCAAAUCCACCCCAUUCUUUAAUAUUAUAUCAAUAUUCUGACCUCACCCUUCUCUCCGUCUCCUAUAAAUACACACCAACACCCUUUACCUCUUUUUUGUUUACGUUUGUACUUAUCGAGAGUAUUUUUGAUCCAAACUAGAAUCCCCCCCUUUAUUUUUUGAGCUGAUUUAUGGUAAAACAAAGACUUCAGGCUAAAAUUUUGGGUAUUUUUUGUUUGGUUUUUGUUUUCGUUCUUGUUUGGUGGUUGAACAAGGAUAAAUAAUGGCUAUACAAGCGCAGUUGUAUUCUGAUAAUAUUGGGUUCCCAAUUUGCGGUUCUUUGGAUUUGAUCGAUAAUGGUUGUGGACUUGUUGGUGCUGCUGCUGGUUUCAAUCAACAGAUAUCAUCACAGCUUCAACAACUGCAACAGUUUCAACACCUUCAAAACCAGCACCAAAGGGACCAAACCUUUUCCUUUGGUAGCACUAACAACAAUCGUGAAUCAAUCAUGUUUGAGAAGCAAAGAUACGAGAUUGAUCAGUUUAUCAAAUCACAGAAUGAGAGGCUGAGGUUGUUACUGCAAGAGCAAAGGAAACAACAGUAUGAAGUAUUGGUGAAGAAGAUAGAAUCAAAGGCCUCUUUUUUGCUUAGACAAAAAGAUGAAGAGAUUGUUAAAGCGAGGAACAAAACAAUGGAACUUCAGAAUAUGUUGAAGAAAUUGGAGAUGGAGAAUCAAGCAUGGCAAAGGGUGGCGCAAGAGAAUGAAGCCAUGGUUGUGUCUUUAAACAACAGGCUUGAACAAGUACGGGAGGAACAAGCUUCUUGUCGUUUUAACAAUGGUGUCGAUGACGCAGAGUCUUGCUGUGAAUGCGAAGACAACAACGAAGGGAUUAUGGAAACAAAGGGAAACGGAAGUUUCGCAGCGGUUGAUAGCAGCAAUCAAAGACAAGAAGAACAAGAAGAAAAAACGACAAUGGUUUGCAAAUGUUGUUAUUGUCGAAAUUCGUCAGUGUUGUUCCUUCCUUGCCGACACCUUUGUUCGUGUAAGGAUUGUGCAACUUUUCUUGAUUCUUGUCCCGUUUGUAGAACACCAAAGAAAGCUUGCAUUGAAGCCUUGAUUUCUUAGGUCACGGUAAAAAAAAAUUUGCAGGAAAGCAUGAUGAUGACGGUGGAUGAACAUAAGUAAAUCCAUAUGGAGUUUAGACAUUAUUAGUGUUUCCCCUUUUCUCUCCAGUUUUUUUUUUUUUUUUGCCUUUUUAGGUACUAUGGGCAAGGAUAUUAGACUGAACAUGUACUUAAACACGCAAAAAAAAAAAAAAAAAAAAAGAAAAAGAAUUGAACAGAUAUCUAGAGCAAUAGGACAGUUUUUUUUUUUUUUUUUUUAAAUUUCAGUUCUUGAAAUUAUUGCCUUUGCCUGACCCAUUGUAUAGGUAGCAGUGGUAGCAAUAAUUAAUAUAAUGACAGACUGAUCCUAUCUGAUGUUGGCAAUUAUUUUUGGGUUUGGGCAGUGACUGGAGAGAAGGAUGGAAUGAUAUGUCAGAUUACAUGCUAA
Molecule: messenger RNA, 1611 nt
Organism: Gossypium arboreum
Lineage: Eukaryota; Viridiplantae; Streptophyta; Magnoliopsida; Malvales; Malvaceae
Product: probable BOI-related E3 ubiquitin-protein ligase 3
Exons: 2
Coding region: 343-1185 (280 amino acids)
Molecular function (GO): ubiquitin-protein transferase activity
Source: RefSeq, a predicted model, not a curated record